UAGGAACACACGAAGUACUUUACCGAGAAAUUAGCAUAGCACCUGCUUGUAGUGGCAGAACUGUCAACUGAAGCGUCUACUUCGACGUUCAGAUAAGUCAGCGGGCAGCCGGUGACAACUGAAAGAACGGGGACAGUUUGCCGUUGAAUAUUUGUAUUUGGAAGGAAGACCGCGGUUGUUGAAACACAAUGGGACGCAGAAAGAGUAAAAGGAAGCCACCGAGUAAACGAAAGGCGAUCGAACCCCUUGACACCCAGUUCAACUGUCCAUUUUGCAACCACGAGAAAUCCUGCGAGGUUAAAAUGGAUAAAUCAAGGAACACGGCUAGAAUAACGUGUCGUGUAUGUAUGGAGGAUUUUCAAACAACCAUAAACCUAUUAUCGGAGCCUCUUGAUGUCUAUAAUGAUUGGAUUGACGCAUGUGAGACUGCCAACUAAACUGCAAUUGUAGCAGAA
Diprion similis is the source of this 455-nucleotide messenger RNA. RefSeq names its product transcription elongation factor 1 homolog. NCBI's taxonomy places the organism in Eukaryota, Metazoa, Arthropoda, Insecta, Hymenoptera, Diprionidae. Gene Ontology annotation, biological process: transcription elongation by RNA polymerase II. The transcript has 2 exons. Gene Ontology annotation, molecular function: RNA polymerase II complex binding. Gene Ontology annotation, cellular component: transcription elongation factor complex. Bases 189 to 437 code for a protein of 82 amino acids. The record is from RefSeq and is a predicted model, not a curated record.